Messenger RNA from Phragmites australis (common reed), 1288 nucleotides. RefSeq names its product peroxidase N-like. Lineage: Eukaryota; Viridiplantae; Streptophyta; Magnoliopsida; Poales; Poaceae. Gene Ontology annotation, biological process: response to oxidative stress; hydrogen peroxide catabolic process. Bases 82 to 1065 code for a protein of 327 amino acids. The transcript has 4 exons. The record is from RefSeq and is a predicted model, not a curated record. Gene Ontology annotation, molecular function: peroxidase activity; heme binding.
AUGGACUGUGCAAGCCCAAGAUAGUGUGGAGAUCAAGAGCUGGAAGCCUAAGAUAGUGUGGAGAGAGUAACUGAGUAAGACAUGGACCACUCUUACUGCCGGUUGGUGCUUGUAUGUUCAGUUCUUGCGUUGUGCCUCGGUAACCAGGGUGCGAGGUCUCAGCUAACAGUCGAUUUCUACUACAACACGUGCCCUCAGUUGUACGCCAUUGUCCAGCAGCAUGUGUUCUCUGCCAUGAUGGUUGAGACGAGGAUGGGCGCCUCCCUCCUCAGGCUCCAUUUCCAUGACUGCUUUGUCAAUGGGUGUGACGGUUCAAUUCUCCUGGACGGUGACACUGGCGAGAAAUUUGCGCUUCCGAACCUGAACUCAGUCAGAGGGUUCGAGGUCAUCGACGCGAUAAAGGCGGACCUCGAGACCUUCUGCCCUGAGGUGGUUUCCUGCGCUGACAUUGUAGCCCUUGCAGCCAGCUACGGAGUGCUCUUUAGUGGAGGGCCUUACUAUGAUGUUCUUCUGGGGAGAAGGGACGGACUGGUGGCAAAUCAGUCCGGAGCUAACAACAGCUUGCCUUCGCCGUUCGAGCCGAUCGACUCGAUCAUUCAGAAGUUCAAUGCCGUAGGCCUGAACACGACUGAUGUGGUGGUCUUAUCAGGAGCCCACACGAUCGGCCAAGCCCGGUGUGCGCUGUUCAGUAAGCGCCUGUCCAACUUCUCGGCCACAAGUUCAGUCGACCCAACGCUGGACGCCACCCUUGCUGCCAGCCUCCAGAGCCUCUGCGCUGGCGGCGACGGCAAUCAGACAACCGCGCUGGACGCCAGGUCCGCCGACUAUUUCGACAACCACUACUACCAGAACCUCCUGGUCGAGAGGGGCCUCCUGUCCUCCGACCAGGGCCUCUUCUCCAGCCCCGACGGCGUCGCCAGCACCAAGGCGCUGGUGCAGACCUACAGCGACGACGGCGAGCAGUUCUUCUACGAUUUCGUCUGGUCCAUGCUCAAGAUGGGCAACAUCAGCCCGCCCCCCGGAUCGGCCGGGCAGAUUCGCAAAAACUGCAGGGUUGUCAACUGAGGAGUGAUGAUCGACUGGAUAUCAAAAUUUCAGUCCUUUAUCUAAAAAAAAAUUCAAAAUUUCAGUCAUGCAUGUGUUUGUGGGGUCUAUUUCUUGCACUUGUUUGUCUAAAGGCACGUAUUUGUAUGCUAGGUUUGUGCGUGUAAUAUGAAGCUCUUACAUGGUUUUAUGUUUUAAGAAGAUUCGCAGUAAUAAUAAUUCUCUAGUAAUGGUUUCUAGUUUA